Pelobates cultripes (western spadefoot toad) is the source of this 30538-nucleotide messenger RNA. Lineage: Eukaryota; Metazoa; Chordata; Amphibia; Anura; Pelobatidae. The record is from the annotation of a GenBank genome assembly.
GUCUCAGUUGGUAUCAAAGAGGCCCUUGGGGUCAUGUUAUUUACUUGACCAAGAAGACUGCAGAUCACUUAUCAAAGAUGCAGAUAGCCUUCCCAAUGGUAUGUUAUGAACAUAAAAGCUCAAGUUUCUGAUGGUUCUUCUGUACAUCUAUAUUGUUUAAUCCUGUCCAGGUUUUGGUUUAUUGACCAGGUGCCCUUAGACCAGCAUCUCAAACUCUCGCCUCCCAGAUGCUGUUGUAUAAUUCCCACAAUUUUCUGCCCAUCUAUUGUAUUCAAAGAAUCCUGUUAGUUGUAGGCCAUCUAUGAAUCAACAUCUAUGGCUACAGAAUUUAAGGUCACUAUGUAAGACAUAUACAUCCCUUCACUGACUCAGUCCCUCUGCAUUCACUUUUCUAUCUGCAGACACACCUUUCAUCCAAUGAAUCCAAUGGAUAUGUAAGAGCAGUCCAUCUUGUAGGGUUGGUAUUUUUCCAUUUUCUUUAAGAAGGAGAUGGCAGUGUCCAAAACUGGAAAAAAAUUGGAAGAAUUGGGAAAAAUUAGGAAAGGGGGAUAACUUGAAGAAUAAUAUAUGUAAACAAAUGAUAGCAGUUCAUUUAUUUACAUUUUGACAUAUAAAUUUAACAUUUAAAAAAAAGAAAAACACGGGGCGUGGCCUGGAGCUCGAGCACAGCGGCCGCAUGUCUGUGUAGCUCCGUGCUACCACGGCCUGUAUAGAAGCGGUACGAGCACCCUAUGACCGGGAAUUUACCCAGCAACAAUGUCCCAACACAAGGGGAGAAGACAGACCGAAAAGGGGGAGAAAGCCGACUUUUUCACGGUCCGGAAUGCCCAGGGGAAAGUGAUGGCGAGAUCAGAGGAGCCCCAAGAUGGCGCCCAUGGCGGACUGAAUGACACUCAGGGUACAACUCCUGAAGAAACCCCAGCAACCCCACAUAUAAUACAGAGAAUGCUGGAUGACAUGCACCAAAAGCUGCAGCUCACACUAAAAACCUCACUAAACGAAAUCAAAUCCGAAAUCCGAGAUCUGGGUAUGCGCACAUCAUCCCUGGAAGACAAAAUGGCUGACCAAGCUGAAGCAUACAAUGCCAUGCGAGCCGAAAUGGAUGAAAUGCAGGACGCAAUAGAGUCCUACGGAAACAAGCUGGCGGACAUGGAAGACCGCUCCAGACGGAAUAACCUGCGCCUGAGAGGAAUAGCAGAGACCGUCAGCACGGCAGACCUCCAUGCUUACCUACAGGGCCUGUUCAAAAUCCUUAUUCCAGACAUCCACCAGGACAUGCUCCUGCUGGACAGGUACCACAGAGUCCCCAAGCCGAGGUUCCUGUCGGCGGACGAACCGCGAGACACACUAGUAAGACUACACUACUUCCAUGUAAAGGAAGACAUCUUGAGGGCAAACAGGCAGCGCCCAAACCUCCCAGCACCAUACCAGGGGAUCACAAUCUACGCGGACAUAUCUGCAGCAAUGCUGAAAAAGAGGAAAACUUUCUCAGGAAUUACAGAGCAACUGAGACAACACAAGAAGCCAUACCGAUGGGGAUUCCCAGUCAAAUUACUAGUCACGCACGAAGGCAAGAUGACAGCCAUCGCGUCCCCAGAAGCCGGUAUCCAAGCACUGAAAGAGUGGGGCUUGCCACCACCGAGGAUGCCGUCUCAAGCCGCAGCAAGGGCCAAGCUACCGCCAACAUGGAAGAAAAUCACGAGAAACAAAUAAGGCCGCGGCCCGCGUCCACGAACAGUGGCAAGUAUUGCACUAAGACAAUGGGACACUGACUAUGAGGGGGGUAAGGGCGCCUGAUAGAGGGUACGCAGUGUGAUAGACAUCACCCUAUCAUGUGUAUUUUCUAAAUCUAAGGGUAACCGUGGUAAAACCGGGCACCCAGAAGCACCCGACCUGACCCCCCCAUAACAAGAACUCGGCAAUUUACAUUUUUUUCUUCUCAGCCGACACGCAAAGAGGGUGCACACACCUCUGACACACCCUAACCAGGCCCGAAGACCAAUGCGAUCAGGCAUGGAAGCAUGCAGCUUCCUACCCCACAGUGCCUACCUGAGGCACAAGGCCAAUACUAUGGCAAAAUGUUUAGUUAUUACUGUUUUAAGUUAUUUGUUUACCCUCCAUGUUUUCCAUCUUGCACAACUAAUGCCUGCUCUACUUUCCAUUGACAAGACACACAAGGUUCCCCCACAUAGUGGAGGCUACUACCAACACAUGACACGAAAUAGGGAGGGGUCACCCGGUUCGUUAAUACUGGGAAGGGUGUCCCCCUCGCAAAUAGAUAAUACAGGUCCAUUACAACUCGAAAUCCAAAUAUACUACCCCCCAUGAGAAUAUACUCUCACAAUACUAAAGGGCUCAACCACCCAGCGAAGCGAAGCUUGCUUCGCAAAGAUUUACAAUAACUCAAACCUGAGGUAGUGUGCCUCCAAGAAACACAUUUUAAAUUCAAAGCACAUUCACCUCUGUUCCAGCAAGACUACCCACACCAAUUUCACGCCACACACUCCACCAAAUCUAAAGGGGCCUCAAUCCUCGUUAGCAGAGAUGUGGCGUUCACCCUCAUGCACUCCGAGGUAGAUACAGAGGGUAGAUAUGCUAUGGUAGUGGGGACAUUUAAUGACGUUCUAUACACGAUUGCAAGCGUAUAUGCCCCAAAUAAGGAUCAAAGAAAUUUCCUCCACAAGGUGUUUAAAAAAUUGUCGACUAUAAGUAAAGGAAUAGGGGUGAUAUGUGGCGACUUUAACCAUGUGUUGGACCCGCUGAUGGACACCACAGGCCCACAUACAGCCACUAGACUGAAGCCACUCAAGAGACAGGGCAGGGCACUACAAAAAUUACUACAAGACAAUCACCACUAUGACGUAUGGCGGGCACUACACAUAGGGGAACGGGGAUACACAUUCCUAUCCACAGUACACAAUACCUACUCACGAAUUGAUGGUAUAUUGAUUGCGGGCCAAUAUCUAGAACAGGUCAAAGAUUGCUCCAUUGAACAAAUAACAUGGUCGGACCACGCACCAGUGGUGAUGACCCUGGCAGACUUAUACGACUCCACACAUAGAAGCCCAUGGAGACUCAAUGCAACACUUCUCACAGACAAUACUUUCAAAAAAACACUAGAAACUGAGCUCACCAACUACUUCACAGAAAACAACACUGAAGACACAUCCCACAAUAUAGUAUGGCAAGCACACAAAUCAGUAAUCAGGGGGCUGCUGAUAAAGCGGGCAGCAUUCUUGAAGCGACAAGCACAAACACAGAUGCGACACUGGCAAAGGGACCUGCAGGACCUUAACUCCCAAAACCAACGAACCCCGUCCCAGGAACUGAAAUUGCGCAUCAUGACAAUCACACAGGCCAUACACAAACAAGCCCUAGAAAAAACAGGCUACUACCUGCAAAAACUGAAAGCAACCCAAUACUCGCAGGGAAACAAAGCAGGCAAACUGACAGCCCAACUUCUCAAAAACAAACAGGCACAACAAAAAAUAGCGUACUUAACAUCACCUGAAGGACACAAAAUAACAGCACCUAAAGACAUCAGCAACAGGUUCGCACAAUACUACGCCUCACUAUACAACCUAGCCGAGGAUGUUCACACACCCCAACCGGACCCCCAGGCGAUACAGACGUACCUAAGCUCCAUACCACUGCCUAAAUUCACACCCCAGCAACAACAGGAACUCAUGGCUAGCAUAACAGUUGCAGAAGUCGCGGAAGCCAUUAAACUAUUGCCAAUAGGCAAAGCUCCAGGCCCGGAUGGCUUCGCAAACUGUUACUACAAACACUUUGCCCCAAUCAUCACGCCACAUCUAACAAAUGCUUUCAAUAAAGCCACUGCACGACAACAACUGCCCACUGAAUCCCUACUGGCCCACAUCAUCACACUCCCAAAACCGGGCAAACCACCCACAUGCCCUCAGAAUUUCCGCCCAAUAUCCCUGCUAAACACUGACGUUAAGCUCUAUGCAAAGAUCUAUGCACUGCGUCUGGGCAAAAUGCUCACACAGGUUAUACACUCAGAUCAAGUGGGAUUCAUAAAAAACAGACAGGGAUGCGACAACACACGGAAGGUUCUGGACAUUGUACACAGUGUCCGCAGAAUGAAAGUGGGAGGGGUGUUAGUAUCGUUAGACGCCGAAAAGGCCUUUGACCGACUGGGAUGGAGGUUCCUCGAGCAGGUCCUCCUAAAGUUUGCAGUGCCGGAGGGUCUUAUCUCAGCGGUCAGGGCUUUAUAUAAUGCACCAACAGCAAGGGUCGUCAAUGCAGGGUUCGUAUCGGACCCCCUCAAAAUCUCAAACGGAUCCAGACAGGGAUGCCCAUUAUCGCCACUCCUGUACGUCAUGGCCCUGGAGCCUUUGGCGGCGGCAAUUAGGCAGCACUCCUCCAUACAUGGCGUAAAAAUAGGGGAUCGGGAAUACAAGGCGAGUUUAUUCGCAGACGACGUCCUCCUAACCCUGACACAACCCCACAUAUCCCUCCCCAAUCUAAUGGCCACCAUUACGGAAUAUGGGAAACACUCCUACUACAAAUUAAACGUCACAAAGACACAAGCCAUGGGAAUGGGGAUACCAGGGGAAUCACUCGAAAGACUCAAAACCGCUUUCCCUUUUGACUGGCGAGUGGACCACCUAACUUACCUGGGCAUCCGCAUCCCACCCCGCACUGAAAAAUUACUAGACCUCAAUUAUAACAAAUUACUGAAGGACACGCAAACCACCCUACAGACAUGGGAGGGGAAAUACCUGUCAUGGGUGGGGAGAAUCGCGGCGAUAAAAAUGAUGACGCUCCCGAAACUUCAGUAUCUCCUGAGAACUCUCCCCAUAAAACUGCCAAACGCGUACCUGAUCUCCUUUCAAAAAACACUAAUCAGAUUUAUAUGGACCAACAAAAGACCAAGGGUGGCCACAAAAAUACUACAAAAACCAACCAUACAUGGGGGUCUGGGACUGCCAAACAUUAGAGAAUACUAUAGGGCAACACAACUAACAGCAAUCAAGGCAGCAACAGUGGAAGGAGAAGCGCCACAAUGGACCCAAAUAGAGGCCCAUUGGACAAAUAGCCCAUCUCUAAGGGAGCUCUUGUGGCUCCCGAAAAAACUCCGGCCCCAACAGAUACAACCCCUAUUGACCACACAGUUAACACUAUACUUCUGGGACGAAAUCCGCAAGAGGGAAGGAAAGGAAGGAACACUCCUAGAGGACGCCCCAAUAUCGUGCAUAGCAGCAGGGAUCCCAACAUUCGACACAAAAAAAUGGAACGAGGCAGGCUGCACUAAGCUUAGACAUCUAUACCAUGAAGGCAACCUGUUGCCAUUCCCAGAUCUCCAAGCACGGCACAACAUCCCCAACAAGGCACUGUUCUCCUACCUACAGCUAAAAUCGCUGCUCACAGGGGUACAAAUAAAUAGCCAGGUGACACCCAACAAACACUCCAUAGAACAAUUUUGCCUAACCAUCAAACCCCCUAAAAAAACGAUCUCCACGAUCUACAACAUACUCACAGACGAUGAGGCGCACUUGGACAUGACAUUCCAAACAGCUUGGCACAAGGAACUGGGACAAACCAUAGACAAAGAGCAAUGGCACAGGGCAUUUACAAUACACAUAGGUAACACACGCUGCACAACACAUCUCGAAACAAUAAGGAAACUGCAUUACAGAUGGUACAUGGUACCUGAGCAUUUGACCAGGAUUUUCCCAAACUCUCCAAAUACGUGCUGGAGAUGCGGGAUAACAGGAGGCUCUAUGAGCCACAUAUGGUGGUCGUGCACGGAGAUUAAAAAAUUUUGGAAGGUAGUAGAGGAACUAGCGGGUGACCUGCUGGGCAGGCAGUGGCGACCCACCCUACAACAAUGCAUACUAUUUAUGUUACCACUCACAAUGACCAAAACAGAGGAAUCCCUUUUGUUCCACGUCCUGAUAUCAGCAGUAACCCUCAUAGCUAGAGCAUGGAAAUCGCCACAAAUUCCAUCCAAGGAAACCCUAACACAACAAAUAAAUAUAAAUUGGCGAUACGAAAAAAUGGCACUCAAACACAUUGGACAAAGAAAACACAUAGACCUAGCCAAUGCGAGGUGGGAAGAGUAUAGGGGUAAGGGACAAAGCGAACAAACAGUGGGGACGUGAGUGGGCACAAGGAGAGCACAGGAAAAGGCUACCCAACAAGGAACUAGGAGAUGGGAAAUCCUGGAAAUCACACCAUGUAACAUGUAAUAACAUUAGAGCAGGUGACACCACAAAAGAUCACGAGAACCCUUAUGGGAAAGGGUAACAUCCACUCACAUAGCCGGCGCUGAAGCAGGCCACCUCACACCCAAGAGCCCAGAAACUAGAGCAGGACAACACGUAACAACACGUAUUAUGCAUAAUGUAUGAUGCACGCUAUAUAUUCUAUGAUGUACGACAUGUAGUGUAUGAAACACAAUAUGUAAUGCAUGAUGUAACAAGGACAAUGUGUGACUAGUGAUGUAACCGGAAGACAUGGAACGUUUUGUGUUUUGUGUUUUUACUUGAUCCAUUCCCUUCCUUUCCCCCAUACCCUUUUCUUUUCUGUAUCCCAUGUUUUAUAACAUGUAAAACAAUAAAACUUUCAAAUUGAAAAAAAAAAAAAAAAAAGAAAAACACUAGAAAUAAACUGGUUCUUAAUUCAUGGGUCAGAAGUAAUCAAUAGAACAGGAAUAAGACAUUUUAUGUUGGGUAUUACAUAAUUUUAGCAGCACAUUUAUUAAUUAACAAAAAAACCAACAAGUUUUGCGCUCAAAUUCCCAUUACUCCUGGGCGGCAGCACCGACCAUAGUACACAUCAGCUCAAAUACAUACAGUAAAAACCAAAGAAAAAAGUUACCUGCACUCUUUCCCAAAUCCCUAUGUAUAUUUAAACAAAUGGAGGUUUUUAGUUACCUCCAAUGGCCAUGAGAGGAUAUGCCCACCUGCCCCGUCAAGGCAGACCUCUUAGGUGGGUCCUAACUCUAACCAUUCGCCUUGCUUCCUUGAGCUUCUGGCUAAGAUAUAUCUAAUGAGUCAAAAAGGGGUGCAGCCCAUCCCAUCUGUUCCCUAUUAAGGGUUAAUAAGCAUGUGGGGAUGUAUAUAAAAAACACCCCUUUCUGUCUCAUAAGAGAUAUCUUUGCCAGACGCUCAAGGAAGCAAGGUGAAUGGUUAGUUAGGACUCACCUAAGAUGUCUGCCUUGACGUGGCAGGUGGGCAUACCCUCUCAUGGCCAUUGGAGGUAACGAAAAACCUCCAUUUGUUUAAAUAUAUAUAGGGAUUUGGGAAAGAGCACAUUUAUUAAUUUAUUGCUUACUAAAUGUAUUUUAAAGAAUGCCCUAGUCCCAAAUUCCUUUUCACAGUCUAUUGAAGAGAUUUUACCAAUUGUUUCUCAUUUUGCUGUAUUUUAGAAGAUCAUCAAUUACAAUUACCCCAUAAAUUCAUUCAUAAAGUAGACACUCAGGGGUAUCUCACAUGGGCCUUGAUUUAAUAAGCUUUUCAAAUGAUUCAAUACUGUUAGUAAAACUUACCAAAUCAUUUAUCUGCUGAAGUCACCAUUAAAGUCUAUUGAAAUCUUUGUAGAUAAAUAAUUUUAGUUUUUCUAGCCAUAUUGAAUUAUUUGGAAACCUUUUUUUAUGAUUUCAUAUUUUUGGAUACAUUCUUAAAAUAGUUUGAUAUUUUGAAAAAUAUUCUAAUAUUGUUAUAUUUUUGCUAUAUUUAUAUUUUUUAUAUAUGGUAUCAGAGCUUCUCCAAAAAUAAUAAAUUGGUGCCCAAAUUAGAUACCUACCCAUUUCAGUUUUAAAUUUUAAAUCCAAAUUACCCUAUAAAUGCAUACCAUUUGCAAAAGUAAAAACCAUUGAGUAUGCCAAUAGUGUAUAUUUUCCUUAUUUUAUAGCCACUUAAUACAUUUAUAUUGUUUUCUCUUCUUGGCACUUUUUAACAUGCACAUUGCAGAAUAACCUCUUUCCCGUACCCUUGUGAUGUGUUUUUCAAAGUACAGAGUAGAAUUAAUAAACUGCCCAAAACGAACCGCACCAAAAAGACAGUCAAGUAAAAAUAGAUGUAAAUGACAGUUUGUCAACUUGUCCAUGGGCUAUUGAGCCCGGAAUCCAAGAAAAAUGUUUGGUUAAUCCCAGUAAAGUGUGGAUUUGCCUGCUAACGCUGUCCAGUUCUUUGGAGAACGCUGCUUAUGAUGUGAUGAACCAUCAAAACACAGUGUUUAUUUCAAAAGAUAUAAAACAUCACACCUGGCAGCUAACAAAUUAAAAGAAGCAGUUUAAUAUCUCCAAAACAGCUGCCUAAUGCGUUUCGUACUUCAUGGCACAUAACUUUAAGAUGUACUUAAAUUGGACAGUGUUAUAAGACAAAUCCGCCCUUUUGUAGCAAUCCUAACUCUAAACACUAACUUUAACCCACACCUAAGCAUUAGCACUAACUAACCUAACCACUAACCAUAAACGAUAACUGUUACCCUAACCUUAAAGGGAUGCUAUAGUGCCAGGAAUUCAAAACUGUAUUCCUGUAGCUCCACCCUCCCCCACCCACCCUGGUAAAUAAAGGGUUAAAACCCCUUUAUUUACUUACCUUAUCUUAUGGGUCGAUGCUCCUCCCUCUCCGACAAUGUUUUAUAUUGCAGCACUGCACUGUUUUACAUGGCAGCACUAAGUGCAAAAGGGACAGUGCACCCAGACCAUUCAAUUAGCUGAAGUGGUCUGGUUGUCUUUUGUGUCCCUUUAAACAUUAAUUGUAACCCUAAACCUACACACUAAUUGUAACUGUAACCCUAACUAAUCCCAACCACUAACCCUAAACACUAACGCUAACCCUAAAGGGAGGUAUUACCCUACAGUUGAGAGGGAUUCACCUGCUCUUUGCAUGCUUGAGAGGCUUUAUUUCCCUUUCAGCUGCUACAAAAUACUGGAACUAGCUGUCACAAUAUUACAUUUCAGUGCAAUCAAACACAAUGAUCUGCACUUGUCAGUAUGCAAAGCUGAUCAAACUCUGCCAUGGACGAUUUCCCUGCAAUCAACUUGCAAGAAGGCCUGAUUGGUCUCUUCUCAGACUUGUGGGUGUCCCUCUCGUUAUGUGAAUCCCAGUUGAUGUCACAGAACUGUUACAGAACUUUGAGCAUUGAACACAACUCAUUGAUCCACGUGGAGCCACUAAUUGUGGCCCCAUUUGACAGAUGGGAGCCCCAGUUUGAGUGAUACCUGGUGUUCCUCAGAAAUCAGAGGGAAGCAUCUGCAUGAUGAAAUUAUUCUGUCAUGGGUCUUAAGGGUAAAGCAAACACGAUGGAAUAAUAAUGUCAAAUACAGAUUAAAAGUGCACACACUGAAGAAUACUGUUGUGGUUUUUUUUUUUUUUUUUUAAUUUUACAAGGCUACUUGAAAUCACUUAGCAAGCAACUCUGAGGAUUUAGUUAUACCAUUUGGACAUAUCAUAUUAAGAUCACUUUAAUGUUUAGUGUAAUAAUUAAGAAUAUAUUUUAUUGGCUACUACUGGAGGUUUUUGCAAUUGCUCCACAAAUAUAAGCCAAACACUUGAUAACAUGGAGAACAGUAGUGCUUUAUUGCGACAAGCACAGGGUUUUUAUUCUUGCCUUUGUUUAUACAGUAACCUCAAAUCAACCAGUUAAACACUGUUCUCUGCCCUCCCUCACUGUUUGAUGAUUGUGCCUUUUCAUAGUCCAGAUCUCCAUACCUAACUUUCAGUCAUCUUUUCAGUUUUGCUUCACAAUGCAAUGUAAUCGUUGGCUUGAGUUCCACCUUGUGCUUUGUGUUCCACACACAAGGAAAUCAAGAUCCUUGUCCAUAACAAUAGUGGUGAUAUGCUCGUACUAUUUUAUGUUUUGUAAGUGCAAUUUGUAUUAAAUAAGCAGUUUUUAUCUAGAAAAUCUGCACUAUAUAAUGCACAAACAGUAAAUAGAGCACUUAGUAAUGAAAGUGGAAUAACUUAUGAUAAAAAGAAAAAUCACAACACUAGUGCAAUAAAGAAUAAAGAAAAAAAAAUUGCUGUGCCACAAAAGUACAGGAAUGACAAUAAAGUGUUAUUUGCAAUAAUAUAGGGUAGGUGUGGGUAAAUAAAAUGGUCCAAAACAAUCUUAAAAAUAGUCUAUAAAUAAUUAUGAAUAAUAUGAAUUGCAGUGCAAUAGGAAUUCUUGGGUAGUCAGUAGGUCUUUGUGUCAGCGAAUAUGAUGGGUAGAAGUUUUCUUGUAAUCCAUAGAUACAUGCAAGACAGGAAAACAAGAAAUCCAAUAGUGCAAUAUGUCAACCUUAAUGAGUACUAAAAUAAAAUUCACAUUUGGUGGCGCUAUAACCAGCUCCAGUUUUGAUAGCAUACAGGAUGUGUUAUUGAGUGUCUGUAGAAGAUGGUGGUGUGUCCAUAGAAAAUGACAAAAAUGUAGAAAGCAGCUAUUAGUGCUCUCUAUUACAAUAAAAUUGGUGAAAUAUUGCAAAUAGUAAGUACUCACAAAGGUGAAACAGGCAAACUGCUCUAUGGAUAAGGUGCCGGUGGUAUGAUCCCCACCUGGUAUUUCUUUGGAGUAGACCGGAAACGAGGUAGUCAGGAAGUAAGUAUAUUUAAAAAAUAAAAUAGGGGGGCGUGGCCUGACUAAUGGCGCGGACGGUCGCAUGUGAGUAACGCUCCGUCCUUAACCGGCCUAAAACAGCGACUUACACAGCGAUCCCGACCAGCAAACGCAUCCCCACGAUGGCCCAACACAAGGGGAAGAAACCCAGCGAGAAAGGGGACAAGUCCGGGUUCUUUGCGGCCCGCAACCAAACGCCCAAAACUCAGACCCCCUUUGAAGAAGAGCAAGAUGGCGACGACACAAUCCCGCUACAGGACUCUCCAGAGACCAGCCAGUAACACAGGCAAUUCUACAAACAUGCCUGGAGGAGAUGACAGCUAAACUGAUUAAAAACUUCAACAGCUCAAUUACUGACCUACGGAAAGAUGUCCAGGAGCUGGGUGAACGGACAGCUCGCAUGGGAGAAUAUGCGGAGGCCCAUAAUGACAUGGCGGAUCACGUCCAAAGAUUAGAACACACGCUGGAAUCUUGCCAAACAAAACUUAUGGAUCUCGAAGAUAGGUCCAGAAGGCAGAACAUACGCCUGCGCGGCAUACCUGAAUCGGUGAAACAACCAGAAAUACCAGCGUAUCUCACUGAGUACUUCAAGAUCCUGGCUCCUGACCUACCUGUGGAUGUACUGCUUAUGGACAGGGCACACAGAGUCGCUAAACCGAAGUUUCUACCGGAGGAGGCCCCCAGGGACAUCUUCACCCACAUGCACUAUUUCCAUGCUAAAGAGGCUCUGAUGAAAGCUUCCAGACAAAACAAACACCUCUCUGAGAAAUAUCAAGCAAUACAAAUUUAUACCGACCUCUCCGCUCUCACCCUGCAAAAGAGGAGGGAAUUUAAAGAGGUCACAGAUGCCCUGCGACAACAAGAGGUACAAUAUCGCUGGGGUCACCCGGUUCGCCUACUGGUGCACAGAAAUGGAACAAUCCACACCAUCACCACCCCAGACGAGGGACGAAAAACCCUGAAAAGAUGGGGAAUCCAAGCGCAACCACACGGAAGCAACCAGCCAAAGCCCACCAAGAUACAGCCGGAAUGGAAGAAAGCACGCACCUGAGCGAGGGGGAGACACACCCGUCCCGGGAGAAGUUCUACUUUGUCUCACCUCACCAGCCUCCCCCGAUGAGAUGCUGCCUGGUCGGACUUUUCCCCAUACGGAUUUCUAGCCGACACAACAAGUUGGGAUUUCAGCGCCAACCAUGGACUUUGAACAGGGCAAUGCCACGUGCAGAGAAUCAACAGGAGACAUGAAACUGAACCGCUGUAAGACUUACGGGGUAAUAUCCCACACACAAACCUCACACUGCCAGCACACUCAUGCACGCCAACACACAUCGAUAUGUACCCAUGGUGGCGGAACCCAAACGCUCCAUACUCCGCUGACUUACCCGCACUGGUACUCCGGCUGGAGAACCGACCAGGCAGCGCCUACCGUUAAUGUUAUGAUUGUUUUCAGUUGUAUAUUGUUAAGGGCAAGGAAGGGUAAGGGCUAUGAUAUGUCGCAAAAGACCCACACAACCCCAAUAGAUGCCCAGUGUUACCGGGCCAAGCCGAGGUCCAGCACCACUUACACCGGGCAUGUGGUCACAGCGACAACUAGGCCGGGUUACCUAUGUUAUUUCACACUCUUAAGUACCACGCUCCCACAUGGUACUACUGUACAGCCAAGUAGCCCUUAAUAGGGCUUCAUUAAAGUUCUUCUUGUUAACCGUCCACUCACAGCACGGUUCCCCUUUAUUCCCCCUCACCCCUCUCUAACCUCUCUGGAGGAGGGCACUCUAACUUGCGAACACCGCAGGGAAACCCCCCUGAGGGGCCCAAUAUUUCUGGAGUAUCUUACAACUAGCCUAAGGGAGGAACUACCUCCUGCUAACACCCAAACCCAAAAAGAUAAAAAAACAAAACAAAACCUAGAUCUGAGGGAAAGACACACAAAAACACCCACGAAGACGACCCAAAGAGCACACACACAAAAGACCGAACCCACAGCAAUAACAGACAGGCACCAAUCCCAUCAACUGCAUGAAAAUACAAAGCCAUAAUGUUAGGGGCCUGAAUACCCCAUAUAAACGACACUGCUUACUCAGGGACUUUAAAAAGACACAACCAGAUGUGCUGUGCCUCCAAGAAACACAUUUUAAGACAACACCAAAUAUCAAGCCGUCACAAUUCCCUCACCAAUAUCACGCCAUAUCAGGUCAAAAAACUAAGGGCGUAUCAAUACUGAUUAGCAACCAGGUCUCAUUCCAAUACCACUCUGCGAAAACAGAUCCCGAGGGCCGCUACCUCAUGCUAGUUUGCACGAUCAACAACAACAAAUACACGAUAGUCAACGCAUAUGCCCCAAACACAAACCAAAGGAACUUCCUACACAGAAUUCUGUCUCUCCUCCGCCCAAUCCAAGAGGGGAUGUUGGUUCUGUGUGGGGACUUCAACCAUAUCUUAGAUCCUAACAUGGACACUACGACACAAACCCCUCAUACAACACGUUCCAGACAACAAACAGCCUGCAUGAGUCACCUAAAACUACUAGAGGAACGGGGGCUAUACGAUGUGUGGAGAGUCCUACACCCAACGGAAAAGGACUACACAUAUUUCUCUGCCGCCCACAACACAUACACGAGAAUAGACAGGUUUCAUGUUAAGGGUCGUCAUCUAGAUCAAGUACUGGAAUGCUCAAUAGGCACCAUCUUGUUGUCGGACCAUGCUCCCCAAACCAUAACCCUUAAAGAUAGCUACGACUUUAAACAUAAGAGCCCCUGGAGACUCAACGAGUCCCUGCUAACAGACAACUCCUUUACGAACGACAUACAGAAAGCCAUAGACGACUUUUUCACUCUGAACAAACCAGAGGACACCUCUAUUAGCACUACAUGGCAGGCACACAAAUCUGUAAUCAGAGGGCUUCUCAUCAAACAGGCCUCCCACGCACAAAAAACACGACGAGCCAACUGGAUAGCCUGGCACAAACAGCUGUCAGAUCUCACACACAAAAACAAAACCCAACCGACUGCAGACACACAACGAAAAAUUGGGGACAUAACGGAAAAAAUUAAAACACACACCCUGCAACAAGUCGGAUACAACCUCCGCAAACUGAAAGCUACACAUUACACCCAGGGCAACAGAGCCAGCAGAAUACUAGCAACUCGGUUGAAAAAAGUAGAGGCAAACGCCAAAAUACCAUAUGUAUACACAGCCGACGACACAAAAGUCGUAUCCCCCAUAGAUAUUAGCAACGCAUUUGCAAACUACUACAGCCAACUAUACAACCUAGCACACUCUAACCAUCUGCAAGUGCCGGAUGACCAGGAAAUCAUAACCUACCUUCAAGACACUCCACUACAGACCCUCACAGCAGACCAGGUGGCCACGCUACAGCACCCUGUCACAACCACAGAGGUAGAAGAAGCCAUACAAUCCCUUCCAUCUAACAAAGCCCCAGGCCCAGACGGGUUCACAAACCUGUAUUACAAAAAAUGUAAAACGACCCUUGCAAAACCCCUGGCACAGCUAUUCAAUUCAGCUAUCCAGGAAAAAAAGCUCCCAGAGGAGCUGUUAUUAGCACACAUCAUAACUCUCCCGAAACCAGGUAAACCACCAACUCAUUGCCCCAACUUUAGACCUAUAUCGUUACUCAACACAGACGCCAAAUUACUAGCAAAGGUCUUCGCCAAGCGACUAAGCACCAUCCUUCCCUCCUUGAUACAUGACGACCAAGUAGGGUUUGUAUCGGGGAGGCAAGGGGCGGACAAUACCCGUAAAGUAUUGAACCUCAUACACACUACACGGAGGUCGUAUGUGGGAGGCCUUCUCGUGUCCUUAGAUGCGGAGAAGGCCUUCGACAGAUUAAAUUGGGGAUUCCUGAAAUUGGUCCUGUCGAGAAUGAGCUUCCCUAGUCAGUUUAUCAAUAUGGUGGAGGCCCUAUAUAGCCACCCAACCGCAAGAGUGUUAAACGCGGGAUUCUGUUCCGACAAGUUCACAAUCACUAAUGGGUCUAGACAGGGUUGCCCCCUAUCCCCGCUACUGUACGUCCUGGCCCUAGAACCUCUAGCCGCUAGAAUACGAACGGACUCAUCCAUACAAGGAGUAUCCCUGAACCAACGGGACUAUAAACUGAGUAUAUUCGCUGACUAUGUCUUCCUCACAUUAACACAACCCCAGAUAUCCCUGCCAAACCUAAUGAAACACAUCACAACAUAUGGCCUCCUAUCCUAUUACAAACUGAACGUCUCUAAGACACAAGCGAUGGGAAUCAACAUACCCAACAAGCAAAUUGCGCUCCUUAAAGGUUCGUUCCCCCUAGACUGGAGGGAUGACUAUCUAACCUUCCUGGGGGUAAAAAUGACAAAAAACCCCGCCACACUGUUUAAAACCAACUACAUACCCCUAGCUAACAUUCUAAAAAGCACACUACAGUCAUGGGAGGGGAAAUACUUAUCGUGGGUGGGCCGCAUAGCAGCCAUAAAAAUGUCCCUACUGCCGAAACUGCAAUACCUAUACAGAACACUACAAAUCCCCAUUCCAUAGCCUUCACAUGGAGUAAUAAGAAGCCAAGGGUUGCGACAAAACUCCUACAAAGGCACCAAACACAGGGAGGGUUAGGUCUCCCUGAUAUAACCGCAUACUAUAGAGCAGCAGCACUAACAAUAGUGCCGCAACUGAGACCACAACCAUCAUCACCACAGUGGCUCCACAUAGAAAACCACUGGGCGGCACCCUCGACAUUGCAAACACUGUUCUGGACUCCCAAGUCCCAUAGACGGGACACCACACAUCUAUUACCCACAACGCAGCACAUAUUGCACCACUGGGACACCUCUCGACAACACCUGGUCCAUUACCUCCCAGUGCCUCUAGCUACUCCGCUAGACAUCCUGACCACCCUAAUACCAACAUGGGACAAAAAACCAUGGCAACAAGGGGGGAUAACUGAAGUGGGACAGCUAUAUGAAGGAGGUAAACUACGCCCAUUCCCAGACAUACAGAUCAAAUCAUACCUAUUCCUCCAGACUGACUUUCCCUUACCUACAGAUCAAAUCAUACCUAUCUCAGAAUAAAUCCCGCGUUAAUAACGCUAAUACCAGAGAGCACCUUUCUGAAUUCGAACUCCUGUGCACGCACUGAAAACGGCUAAAAAAAUUAAUAGCCAUAACCUACCGACUACUACUACAGACAGUAGACCCACCAAAUGACACACAUAUACAGUCCUGGCAUUCGGAACUGGGUAGGUCCAUAACUAGGGACAAAUGGGACAAGGCCUACUCCUCACACAAGGGAACAACUUCCUGUGCCACCCAUCUGGAGCUACAGCGCAAAUUGCUGUACCGAUGGUACCUAGUCCCAGCCAGAGUUCACCACAUCUGGCCGCAAUCCACAGACAAAUGUUGGAGGUGUGGACACCAAAGGGGCACCAUGACACACGUUUGGUGGACAUGUGACAAUAUCAAACCCUUCUGGCACGAAGUACAAAAUGUUAUAUCAAAUACUAUACGCACGCAAGUAACCCUCACCCUAGAACUCUGCAUUUUAUUCAUCCCCCCAGAUGAGACUUCCAAGGCCACAUGGACAGCCAUGUACCACGUACUAAUAUCAGCAGCGACACUUAUCGCAAGGUUUUGGAAACAAGUAGCAAUCCCAUCCAGGGAACUUCUCAUACGGCAAGUCUCACUCAAUUGGGUCUAUGAAACAACAUUUGCAACCCAAUUUGGAACCAAAAAACACUUGAAACAAGCCCAUACUAUGUGGUCAGAUUUCCUGACCUGCUCCACACCACGAGCCGUCCCUACAGAGAGUCUGCCCACGUCCACGCAAGACAAAACCCCAUGAAACCACACACUGCCCAGCCUCCGACGUGAACCACUCCUCCCACAGCACAAGAGAAUACCACCUCUGAUAGACCCCCACCCUCUACCCCACCUGCCCCCUCCCCCCACCCCCCUACCCUGACAGAGUUGAGUAUAUGCAAAUAACGCAAUAUAGAAAUAGGAAGCACAAUAAGGACCUAGGAACUACCCCAUUAGACAAAGUAGCCGGCUGACUUCAGAACAAUGUCUGGGGGAUAUAGAAUGUCGGUUACGGUUCAAUGUAUAUAAGUACCUAUCUCUGCAACCAGACACAAUGCAGGUCCUAUAUGUACACAGUUCAGAGAUCCACCGGAAAAGUAUAUGACAUGUAUGUAACCUUGUUUAAAGCCUAUGUGUUAUGCAUUUACUGACCAAUAAAAAUUGUCAAAUUUAAAAAAUAAAUAAAAAAUAAAAUAAAAAAAUAUUAAAAACAAAAGAUAAUUGGCACAGUAUGCAAGUACAGAGACCAAAAAAACCUUUAUUUAAAUAAAAUAAAAAGUAAUACUUUCCAUAAAGCAUAAGUGGGGUCUGUCAGACAGGUAAACAGGAGCUUAAACCUCCAAAAUUGAGGUAGGCAAGCUAGGAAUCAUUUUUAAAAAAGGAAGAGGAGGGUGGAAAAAUAAUAUUGUGCAGGAACAUAUGUCCUAUUUAAAACUUAACAUUUAAUAAGUAUUGAGAUAAAACAUCCAAUAAAUGGACUAAACAUAUAAGACUAACCACAAAAAAGGAUACAAUGGUAUACCUAUAGAAAAAUGAAAAUGUUGGCUGAAACUAAAGAGCGCCCUCGUGAGGGUACAAGAGCCUCACAGUAAAGGUGCGAGUGUCAGACCUCCAUUAGGUUGGUGCACACUAAGUACAAAUUAAUGUAGACUUCUUACUAGCAACUACAGAUGGAAUGCCCAUUGAUGCACAAAUUGAUGCACACUAGCUCAAUGUGUACUGCUUAAUAACUCUUCAGAGUGUAUCAAACAGAAGGGCUGUUAGGCUAUCCACAACAAAUUAUUGCCAUGUUACUGUGUUACAAAGGCAUUAGCUUCAUAGCCAUGGUGUGGCAGUCUUUGCUGUAUACUAAAGACAGUCUGAAAUGUUGCCGAAUGAUCUGAAGCUAUUUCAGAUAGACACAGAUUGAACUAACUUAACUGUUUAAAUAUUAAGUUAGAUGUAGAGUGGCAGGCAUCGAGAACAAAGCGGAUAUAGGAGUUGUGGCACAAUUUCUGUUAACAGUCUGGUCACUGUAUAACAAAUAGUAUAGUGUGAUAUUAACAGUCUAUAUAAAGAAAAGGUUUGUGGGUACAUAAAACGGGAGGUAUGCCAGAUAACUAGUGAGAUACUGGUUAUCUGGCAUAUCUCCCGUUUUUGGCGUAUCCAUUGAUUUAGGCAUCUCUAUGGGGAGAUGCUAAUUACCCAAGUAAUACAUUUGCAGGGAUAUUCUCAUCUACCCCCACAUUUCUGAAACCCUUCCCCUCUCCCCAAUCCAAAUAAACUCAUGCCAUUGGCACUACAAGACGUACCACUCAAUUCCUUUAACUGCUAGAGUCCUGUCAGGAAUGAAGUCCUCACAGCGCACUAGCUCUAGACGGACAAGAGUCACAUCUGCCCCAGUGCCCCUGAGUCCCACAGUUACCUCCUUUCCAACUGUCACAGGUUGCAGACUUACAUUGUUGCUGCCCUCUGAUCUGGUUACAAACAACACAGAGGACGUUGGUUCUAAGGAGCAUCCCUCCCCAGCUGAUGAUGCUGGCUGGCUGCCUUUUCCCAAGGCAAGUAACACUGAUGUGCCCCACUUGGUUGCAAAUGAAACAUCUGCGACUCUCUCCUUGCACAGAAAUGGCACUAACUCCCCCUCUCCCUAAAGGUAGAAGCUGGAACAAAAGAUGCUCGCUUGGCAAAACCUUUGCUCCGGUCCACUGUUACUUGGUUUGCAGUGUGGAAAUCUGCCAGCUCACCCACUUCCAAAGCUGUUUUGGGGUUCCUGUCCAGAGCUGCAAAAACUGUUCUUUAAAAUUAGAUCCUCCAAACUUGUUAUUUAUUUACUCCUUUUAGUUGAAGAUGAAAUGUUCCGCUCUGUUGAGGGACAAGCUGCUUCAGACGAAGAAGAGGAGAGUUGGGCUGAUCUGAAGGAGACACACAAAGUAUCACGUAGUCUAUCUUCUUUUUCUUGCUGCAGAAGUGGGUAUGUCUAUUAAAUUCCUAGUAAGUUAGGUUUGUCUUUUGUCUAGCACAUUACAUGUUUGUCCACAAAGUUAAAUGGACUGAACAUAUCCAUGUUCCAUUCAGAUUUGAAAAGUGAAACCAGCAUGUAUGUAGUUUGAUCCUGUAACCUCUAUAGGUCUAUAUCUCCUCAUAUAACACUACCCUCACCUCUGUACUGAAUGCUGCAGCCCCACUCCAAACAUGCACCUUGAGGAGAACACGCCCCCAACCGUGGUACACUAAAUCAACAUGCUACCUGCAGAGAUGCUCCUGUUCUACUGAAUGCUGCUGGAGGAAGUCACGCACCCAGUUGGACUUCCUCCACUACAAAUUUAUGUUGCGUUCAGACAGCACAGCCCUGGCCUUUGCCAAACAGUCAUACUUUUCCUCCCUCGUUAGCUCAUGCUCCCACAAUCUCAGGCAUUUUUUAAUAGCUUUAACUCCCUUCUUUGCCCUGCUGUUGCCACCCCCCAAACAAACCUUACAGCCGAUAGCUUUGCAUGCUACUUUACAGAUAAGAUUGAAUAGCUAAGGAAAGAAUUCUUACCACAUUGCCCCUUUAUUUCUCAACCACACCUGGAUCAUGCUUUUCGUACCCUUCAGACUUUCUACCAGGCUACUGAACACAAGAGGUGGCUGCACUUCUCCUUUCCUCUCGCCCCACCACUUGCCAGCUUGAUCCUGUCCCGUCUCACCUUAUCCGAUCUCUCUCCUCUUGUCUUGUGCCUUUCCUAACACACAUGUUCAACUGCUCUCUCUCUUCUGGUCUCUUGACCCAUCCUCCCCUUCUAACUAUCAUUCCACAUCCCUGCUCCCUUUUUUCUCAGAGUUUCUGGAAAGACUGGUCUCUACCCGUCUGAAUUGUUUCCUCAAUUCCAACUCUCUCCUCUUCAGUCUGACUUCCGCCCCCUCUACUCUACUGAGACUGCUCUUGUUAAAGUCCUUAACGACCUAAUCACAGCCAAAUCCAUGGGGCAUUACUCCAUACUAAUUCUUCUUUACCUCUGUUGACCAUGUUCUCCUUCUCCAAACUCUUCAAUCACUUGGUCUCUGUGACACUGUCCUCUCUUGGUUUUCCUCCUAUCUAUCCCAAUGCUCAUUCAGUGUGUCCUUUUCUUUUUUUUUUAUAAUUUUUUUUUUUUGAAAGUGCAAGUUAAACACAAGAGCAGGCAGUGUCACAACAACAGCUGCGUGCACAGUAGUUAAAGACAUAGUUAAACAGCAGUGUGACAUACUAAAGCAGGUAGUAGCACAAUUUUUAUAAUUUUCUUGAGUGAUGCAAGAACUAAAGGAGAAUAUGUAACAGGUUAGAAUAUAUUAGGUGGUGUAACCUUGCCAGUGCCGCUUCUGAUGGCCUGUAUGGCCGUACUGUCAUCUGUCCCCGUCCUCUUUAGCUUUGGGUGGGGUUGGGGGCAAGCUCUAGGGGCAUGCGCGCUAUAGUGGCUAGAGGCAAUAGUGGUAUGUGGCAUGGUUUAAUGGCUCCUUAACCCCUUGAGUCUGGGGGGGGGAGGUAGGCCAUCCGCCUGGCUGCUGAGUGGGGUUUCGUGACAGUGUCGUGGGCUUAAUGACACUAUAUGUGUAAUGGUUCCUUAAUGUGAGAUAUCUGUCUACACGAUGAGAAAUUAGGUUGUUGAUAUUAAACCAUAAGUAAAACGGAUAGAAUACCAAGAGAAAUAAAAAUGCAAAACAAACACAAUAAAGCAAAGCAUAACACGGAGAUGUGGGAGCCAAGCUCCAACUCGCCCAAUAUGUGACAACACCAGGAUGGAGGUUUUUGUUGCAAUGUCUCUCUAUCAGACGACUGCUCAGUCGGUUCAAGUUACCCGGGGCUGCACUGGCCCUUGUCCUGCUGGUUUUAUCUGUCCCGCAGGGGUAAAGUCCGGAACGUUAGCUACGUCCCACUUGUGUGGAGGUCUUGUCUUGGCCCCUGCCUUCUGUUGGAUGCCCAGCGCCGGUGAUGCCAGUCGGUGGUUGUGCCUGUAAUGGAUCGCCUGGCACCCCGACUGGGUACCUUCGUUGAAGGAUGCUCCUAGCGCUUCCUGAGGACUCCAAGCACUCUGGCAGACACCACAAUCACCGAACCGGAGAAACAAAUAAAUUCUCCCAAGCAUAUGAAUGCUGUAGACAGUUGAAUAGGAACCAUACGAAUAGGUUUACUCUCCUAGCAGUCAAACUGGAACAGCAUACAAUAAAUCCUUCCCCCAAUAAUGAGACGACACUUCACUUUGAGGGUUAAAACAGGAACUCUCUGGACUGGCACAUACAGCCUCUUUUAUUCCCAAUACACAAACUUAGUACUGCCCACAGGGUUUUACAGAACAACCAAUCAAUCCGUACAAUACACUCAGACACUCCCACACAAAAUCCUCCCUUCUGCCUGUGAUAUGAUUACUGAACACAAUGGGUAAUCUAAUUAUCACAGCCAGAGAAAUACAGUUUCAUAAAACACAUCACAGGGACCCCAAAACAUGCAAUAACCCCAUAAAGUAUAUCCUUGGAACCGGGGGAUCUGGGUGAACCACAUAUCCAAAAUUCACCCAGAUCCAUUCAGUAAUUUGGAAGAUACAGUUUAAUGCAGAUUCUGCAGAACAUAUACAGGCUAAAUGAAAAACAAUCACUCUAUAAUGUGUCCCCUGUUGUAUAGUCCAAAACCACUGCACAAUGUCUCUGUGCACCAAACACUGGCGAGAUGGCACCAUGUUGAAAAGUCCAAACAGUGUCUGGGAGUUAAAAUGGCCGCCAUCCAUUGUUCUCACCAUGUGCUUCUGAUACAAGAAAUGGUGGCCACCCAGUAACUCCACAGUAUGUCCCCAGAUGGUUCUUAAAAGGGCCAGCAGCAGCACAACACAAAUCCAUUAUGCCCAAAUCAUGUCUUUAAAGGGCAAUACAUCCCAGGGGCCAUAGUCACAUGGCAGGAGUCUGGCAAUCAGUCUUCUCCAAUGCCCAGUGGCGAGGUCGGUUUCGCCACAGUGCCCAUCUCGCGUAGCGAUAAGAAGCCUUGGGUAUCCCCAUUUAUAUGGUAUCUCUGCUGUUCUUAGUUGUGCCGUGGUUUCUUUUAAGGAUGCACGCCAUUGUAGCGUCUGGCAGCUGAGGUCUUGAAAAAAGUUCAGGUUGAGGUCUUCAAAUGCAAAUGGGGUCUGGCCCCUGACGGCCCUGAGAAAGCCAUCCUUGUCUGCACGGGUUUUGAAGUUCAAUAUGACAUCUCUUGCCGAAUCAGGUGCAUUGCGUUGGCGUCCCGGUAUGCGAAAUAGGCCAUCUAGAGUUAUGCUUUUGGCCUGUUUGGAUGGCAGGGCGGCCUGGAGCAGUCUCUUAAUGAGAUGCGGUAGUUCCUCUGUUACGGUGUCUGGGAUCCCCCUCACCUUGAGGUUUUUUUGCCUUGCUACAUCCUCCAGCUGCCCCAUUCGGGUGUUCAUCUGCGUGCACAUGGCUGUUAGUUCCAGCGUUUGAUUGGCGGUAGCUUCUUGCUGGGCUUUCAGGUCUUGGACCCCAGGUUCUGCAGUCUGAAUGCGGCCCGUGAGCGUAUUCAGCUCAGACUUGAGGCCUGCGAGUUCUGCCGCGAAAAAGGCCUUGAGGUCUGUCACCAUCCCUGACAGGUCAACCUUAGUGGCUAGUUGGUGGUCAGGUUGUUUCGGCGGUGCAUUCUGCAGCCUCCGUUGGGUUAUCUGGGUUGGUAUGUCACCAAGGUAUUCAUCAUCCGAUGCCGAAAGUGACUCCAUCCCCAGGUCGUGGUAGGCGUCCGCCAUCUUGGGCCUACAUGCUUGGGACAGGAGCUGCCCGAUAUCUUGUGUGUGGCUCGAGUUUUGCCCUCAGGGUUUUUGGAGUGCUUCCCCAUUGCCUGGUGUAUCCUCCGUAAGUGAUUUGUCGGUAUCUGGAGGCUUUUUGGGUGAGCCAUGAGGCUUUUGUAGAGCAGUUCUGCCGGAGCUCGGGUGCCAUGCGUCUUGUCAGCUCAGCCGCUAGCCCCGCCCCCCCCAGUGUGUCCUUUUCUUAUGAUACCUCCUCCCCUCGUCCUGUCUCGGUUGGAGUCCCCCAAGGCUCUCUCCUUGUAUUUCCCCUUCUAUUUUCUCUUUAUACUGCCUCUCUUGGCAAACUUGUGGAUUCCAAUACCACCUGUACACUGAUGACACUCAGAUAUACCUUUCCUCCCUGGACCUCCCCGCUGUCCUGCAACGUGUCACUGCUUGCCUUUCUUCCCUCUCUGACUGGAUGACCUCCUGCUUUUUGAAACUCAAUCCCUCUAAAUCUGAACUCCUUGUCUUUCCUCCUCCUAAUAUUGAUCCUCCUCCUUCACUCUCCCUUCAAGUUAGUGGUACCCACAUAAGUCCAUUCUUGCAUGCGUGCUGUCUUGGUUUUAUACUUGAUUCUGGCCUCACCUUUGAGCCUCACAUCCAGUCUGUUAACAAUUCCUAUAGAUAAUAAUAAUAAUAAUAAUAAUAAUUAUUAUUAUUGAUUUAAGAUGUAUCAUUGUAUAAGAAGAAAACCCUAUUCAAACCUAAGCAAAAAAUAUUAUAUGUAUGGGUACAGUAAAAGGAAAAAUAAGUAAAUUAGGUUGGGAAAAAAUACUUAUUUUUAAAAAGGACCAAUAUGACAUUCAAACAAUAAGGAAGGAUGUCUUGAAAAACUCUUGCUUUAUUCCAUAAGGUAAAGUGACACCCACAUCACAUGCCUUACAUAUUUCAUCCAACAGAUGGGACUUAACCAUAGACCAAACAUAUUGCAGAAGUGAAGGCCAAUACUAUGCACUGGUACAAUAAUAACAACUUGUGCUAAUGUACACUGCUAAGCCUUAACAUUAAAUCCACUGAUGGUAGAAGUAAAUAACACUGACUUUGACAAGGCCCAAAUAGUGAGGUCUAAAUGACAGAGCAUCUCCGAAACAGCAAGUCUUGUGGGGUGUUCCUGGUAUACAGUUGUUAGUACCUAUCAAAAGUGGUGCAAGCUAAGACAACCGCUGAACAUCAGAGCCAUGGGUGCCAAUGGUUUAAUAAUGCACAUGGGGAAUGAAGCUAGUCCCUUGGGUUCAAUGACACAGAAAAACGACUGUAGCUUAAAUUGCUAAAAUAAAUAAAUAAAUGAAUGCUGGCCAGGAUAGAAAGGUGUCAGGACAUCAAUACAUUGCAGUUGCUGCGUCGUUGCCAACCUCUCAUAGAGCCCAUGAUAACCCCUGUCCAUCCCCAAAAGCACCUUCAAUGGGGAUGUGAGCUUCAGAACUGGACUUUUAGAUCAAGCGGAUGGCAGGGUGCAUGUGCAUCAUGUACCUGCAUCAUGCACCAUGGGAAGAAGGUGGGCCAGCACUGGCAGUGUUAUGCUCUGGGAAAUGUUUUGAUGAUAAACUUUAGGUCCUGGAAUUCACGUGGAUGUUACUUUGACACUUACAACCUACACCUCUUCAUAGCAACAUAAAGAUUGUUGCUGACCACAUAUGCCUCUUUCAACAGGAUAGCAGUAACCUCUUUAGUAGGAUAAUGCACCCUGCCACACUACAUAAAUUGUUCAGUAAUGGUUUGACGAGCAUGACAAAGAGUUCAAAGUGUUACGUUGGCUUCCAAAUUCCCCAGAGUUCAAUCCAACUGAGCAUGGAGGCCCCACCUCAUAACCUGAGGACUUAAAGGAUCUGCUGCUAAUAGCUUGGUGCCAGAUACCACAGGACACAUUCAGGGGUCUCGAGUACAUGCUUCAAUGCAUUAGAGCUGUUUUGACAGUAUGACGGGGACCUACACAACAUUAGGUGGUUUAAUGCUUUGGCUGAUCAGUGUACAUGUGGCAAUUAGAUGAUUUUAUAAUACUCUUGAAGGUUGUGGCACAUCAAAAAGUAGACAUCAGUCAGCAUAUUCAUAUGUUUUAUUAAUUAUUUUAUCAAUCCUUUUCUUUUAAAAGGUGUGAUGACAAGAUGAUAAAGAAGCUACUCUUGUAUGCUGGGAAAUCAAGCAAUAUUGAUUACAGAAAUACUACAGUGUUCUUGACCGAGAAAGUUGCCCAACUGACAGAACAAAUCCGAUUUAAGGAUAGGGAAAAAGAAAAUAUAAAUAUGGAAAUGAACAAGGUAAUUAAUGAACUUUCUGCCAAGAUAGAAUUGGUAAUGUGCAUUGUAACUACUGGAAUGUACAGAUAGUAUUUGCAAGGAUGGAAAUAUAAAAGGCAGUGGGCCUAGUAAGUAUAUAUCUGUUUUUAACCAAGAAUAAUGACAGAAAGUGCAUUAGACAAAUUAUUUAUGGAGUUAAUACAGUUAAAAACAGCAAAGCAGUGUGGAAAACCAAAUGUUCCGGUGCAACAAACUGAAAAAAGUAUAGUAAGUAAAUUUAAGGUAUUAUAAAGAUAACCAGUGACAAAGCUCCCAUACUCCAGUUGAUUACCUCCACCAGGUCCACUUCCUAACUGCUAUCAGGAACCCUGGAGCACUUCAGACCCAGUGGCUGAAGCUUAAGUUGGAUGCAACUCUCUUCUUCCAGGCAGGUAUUGUCCCCUCUGCCUUGUCUCUUUUCAGCCAUAUAACUAUGUAACUGUAACUUCAUUAUUUGGUAACUUAUUUUUUUAAGUUUUUUUUUGCCUAUUAUUAUUAUUUGGUAAAUAAUUUGUUUUUAAAUGUUCCAAUCCAACAAAGAGGAACCCAGACCAUUUGAACUCAAUGUAAUGGACUUGUUGUGGUGACCCUUUAGUUUUAAUCCCGCAAUGUAAAGCAUUGCCGUUUAGUAGACACCUCUAGUGGCUGUCUUCCUUUCAACAACAACUGAAACUGGUAUUGGAGGUGUUAAAGAGUAGCAGUUACAUGUUAAUGGAUAAAGAGAAACUUUAAAUGUGUUAGGGAUGUGGCAGGUUCAAAGUUUAUCCUACAGAUAAUACAACAAGGGAAGCCACUUUGAGAGACACAGCCCAGAGAAUAAGGUUUCAAGUUUACAAGGUGCCACUCUACAAAUACAGUCCACUUGUCUCUUUUGGAGCAGGGUGAAGUGGUCCAGCUUUUUCUUAAUCUAUGCCCAUAAGCCCUGGAAAGUUCAUCGAGGUUGUUGAGGAAGGUUUCGGAUCAAUAUACGAAAAUUGUGGAGCUAGCCGCACAAAUGCUCUUCCACACCUGCUUCAGUUAUUGUUAAUGACCAUGAGGAAUAUGAGUUACAACAGGUAGUAGAUUCACAUAUUGCUAGAGGAAGAUUGCAAUAUCUAAUUCAUGGGAGAGACUAUGGUCCAGAGGAAAGGUAAUGGAUGCUGCAGAUGUGAUAAACAGAUGCAGUGGGCAGUUCUUUAGAGGGGGUAAUAUAAUGUUACUCACAGAAAAUGACACCAGCAUCAGUCUUGUAAAACAAAACAUGGCAAACUUGACACAAUAACAUCAGUACUAGCUGGCAGUCACAUAAUCCUGAAUCCCAACCAACACAACUGAUGCGAGCUGUGACCUUUGUGCCUUUUUCUAUCUCCAUGUAAAUGUGACACUAGGGCCUGGCCCUAUAUGACCUUUUUUCAUCAUUAGCUUGGUGCCCUUUUAUGGUUCAUAACCCCUAUGUGCCUUCCUGACUGUUUCUGAUUCUGGUAUACCUGACCUGGUUAGUUUUGACUCCGUUAUUCUGUUGCCCUAAUGUUUACCUGAACUAUCUCGUCCUGACUAUGAGUUUUAGACAUGUGCAUUAGUUUUUGUACGAAUAUGAUUUCAUCAGAAAAGUCUGUUUUUUUUUUAUUUGUUUACUAAAACAUAAAUAAAAGCCCUACAAACGAAAUAUAAACAAAAGGAAAGGAAAGGACAAAUGCCGAAUGCAUUACCUUUUCAUUUUGUUUCCUUUGUUUAAUAGACUCCUUGCUGCAGGGGAAUUAACCAUUAAGCAUGGAAAAAUAACAGUGCGCAUGCACUGGAAGAAAAACAAGGAGGGACCCGACAGCGCUACCAGCUCCCUCCUUGUAAUAAAUAACUAUUAUUGCCCCCUCCCUUAUUAAAACCUAUGGGAGUCACUAUGACACCCAUAUUAAUAAAAGAGAGAUUAAAAUUGUAAAGGAUCCUUCUAUUCGUGCAGUGCUGAUCCUUGUAGCUUCUCCCGAAAUCCCGCUGAAACAGAGUGAUUAUAGCUUCCAAUCCCCCAAACAUGAGUCGAGACUUCAUGAAGGGUAAAACUAACUGAUUUAAUGGGGGCUACCUGCCCGGUAUUUAUGCAGGUCUCCCACCUGGUGGACACUCCCCUAGGGGACUAGAUGGAAGACUGGGACAAAAGAAUUACAGUAGCCAAUCGCAGUGGCUAUAACAUAAGCACUCUCCUUUUACAUAGGUCACUCCCUCCUUUCCAUCCUGGAGAUAAUUAACUUAAGGUAGUAAAGAGAGCCUUAAUUAUCUCCAGGUAGAAAGAAACAUGGCUUUUCCAAUAUUCACAAAACAGCAUAAAAAUCUAUAACUUAUAUUUUACUGAACAUAAACUUUACAGGGAGUGCAGAAUUAUUAGGCAAAUGAGUAUUUUGACCACAUCAUCCUCUUUAUGCAUGUUGUCUUACUCCAAGCUGUAUAGGCUCGAAAGCCUACUACCAAUUAAGCAUAUUAGGUGAUGUGCAUCUCUGUAAUGAGAAGGGGUGUGGUCUAAUGACAUCAACACCCUAUAUCAGGUGUGCAUAAUUAUUAGGCAACUUCCUUUCCUUUGGCAAAAUGGGUCAAAAGAAGGACUUGACAGGCUCAGAAAAGUCAAAAUAGUGAGAUAUCUUGCAGAGGGAUGCAGCACUCUUAAAAUUGCAAAGCUUCUGAAGCGUGAUCAUCGAACAAUCAAGCGUUUCAUUCAAAAUAGUCAACAGGGUCGCAAGAAGCGUGUGGAAAAACCAAGGCGCAAAAUAACUGCCCAUGAACUGAGAAAAGUCAAGCGUGCAGCUGCCACGAUGCCACUUGCCACCAGUUUGGCCAUAUUUCAGAGCUGCAACAUCACUGGAGUGCCCAAAAGCACAAGGUGUGCAAUACUCAGAGACAUGGCCAAGGUAAGAAAGGCUGAAAGACGACCACCACUGAACAAGACACACAAGCUGAAACGUCAAGACUGGGCCAAGAAAUAUCUCAAGACUGAUUUUUUCUAAGGUUUUAUGGACUGAUGAAAUGAGAGUGAGUCUUGAUGGGCCAGAUGGAUGGGCCCGUGGCUGGAUUGGUAAAGGGCAGAGAGCUCCAGUCCGACUCAGACGCCAGCAAGGUGGAGGUGGAGUACUGGUUUGGGCUGGUAUCAUCAAAGAUGAGCUUGUGGGGCCUUUUCGGGUUGAGGAUGGAGUCAAGCUCAACUCCCAGUCCUACUGCCAGUUCCUGGAAGACACCUUCUUCAAGCAGUGGUACAGGAAGAAGUCUGCAUCCUUCAAGAAAAACAUGAUUUUCAUGCAGGACAAUGCUCCAUCACACGCGUCCAAGUACUCCACAGCGUGGCUGGCAAGAAAGGGUAUAAAAGAAGAAAAUCUAAUGACAUGGCCUCCUUGUUCACCUGAUCUGAACCCCAUUGAGAACCUGUGGUCCAUCAUCAAAUGUGAGAUUUACAAGGAGGGAAAACAGUACACCUCUCUGAACAGUGUCUGGGAGGCUGUGGUUGCUGCUGCACGCAAUGUUGAUGGUGAACAGAUCAAAACAUUGACAGAAUCCAUGGAUGGCAGGCUUUUGAGUGUCCUUGCAAAGAAAGGUGGCUAUAUUGGUCACUGAUUUGUUUUUGUUUUGUUUUGAAUGUCAGAAAUGUAUAUUUGUGAAUGUUGAGAUGUUAUAUUGGUUUCACUGGUAAUAAUAAAUAAUUGAAAUGGGUAUAUAUUUGUUUUUUGUUAAGUUGCCUAAUAAUUAUGCACAGUAGUAGUCACCUGCACACACAGAUAUCCCCCUAACAUAGCUAAAACUAAAAACAAACUAAAAACUACUUCCAAAAAUAUUCAGCUUUGAUAUUAAUGAGUUUUUUGGGUUCAUUGAGAACAUGGUUGUUGCUCAAUAAUAAAAUGAAUCCUCAAAAAUACAACUUGCCUAAUAAUUCUGCACUCCCUGUAAGUCCCACAUACCCCCAGAUAGCUUGGAUCUGAGUGCAUAUUCUAGGCGAAUAGCGCUCAGAUCCCACGAACACAGUUCUCAAUAACGUCGAAUGAAGUUUGGACUUCACCGGCCGUUCGCGUGUUUGUAUCAGAUAAAGAGUUCCACACUGUAGCUAUCUGGGGUCGGUCUCUUUCGCAUAAAUCCAAGUCCUGAACAGUGCAAUGUCUCCGGUAUUCGUGGGUUUUCAACCAUAUGAACGAGGACCUUUUAAGUAUCAGCGGUGUACAGCAGAAUAAGUAUCCGAAAAAGAGUUCCAGGGCAUCGCCGCCAUUACCGCUGGGCGUUCGAUUUAAAAUGGCGACUGCCACUUGUUCGGCAGACGAACGCGGACCACCAAGCUGUUCCCCAAUUACUCUGUGGGUAACCGUAAAGUCUGGGUGGUUAAUGGGCGCCACACGACCUCAGUAGGAGGUCGGGUGAUUCGGCAGUUUAUUCGUUUUAUUGCUAUUUGCACGAAAUCACCCCACACACGUCUAAAUAACCGAAGAGGCUGGUUCGCGUAGUAUGUUUCACAAGGGAUUUCGUUACAAAAAGCUCCCUCAUGCCCCAGUUGCUGCUCGCUGUCAUUUAACACUAAAUAUAAAUCAGUAUGGGGGUCACUAAAUUUAAAACUGAAUAUAAAAAUCAUCAGUGUCUUAUGUAGAAGUGAAAGAGAGCUAUGGUAAGAUUAUGUGUAGCCAAAAGUUAUAGCAAAAACUAUAACCAUGUUGCAAUAUGAAAAAGUAGCUAUUUAGAUCUAAAUAGCUACUUUUUAUACGUCGCCUAAACAAAUGAAAGCAACCACUCAGUGAUAUGAGUCAAAUUACACAGCAUGGGAAAAUUCCAAAGAGCUUUCCCACGCUGUGUAAAAUGACACAGAGCACUCUGAUUGGUUAGAUUUCAAGCCAACCAAUCAGAGUGCUGUGAAAGGUAAAUGUAGAUACUUACCUGUUUAACCAACCAAUCAGAGCUCUCUAAGUCUAAUUGCAGGGUGUGGGAAGGCUUUAUAAGCCAUUCCCCGCCCUGCGGAGCUCAUUUUUUGUUUUUUUACAGUUGCGACACGUAUUAUGGAUUUUUAUUUGGCUUUUUUGUGGGCUGAAGGAAGAAAAGAAAAGAAAGAAAGAAGACUUCAAAUGGUAAGUAUGACAUUUUAUUUUACAGGGUUAGUUUAUUGCCCCCCCCCCCUCUACUAUUAUAAGGGUGAGGGGGGUAGGUAGGGUAUUUUUAUUGGGGUACCCCCCAUUAUUUAUUUAAUUAGGGUCCCAACCCACCGCUCAUAGGUGGGGACAUUAGGUUCCCCCCCUUAUUUAUUUGGGGUCCCCACCCGCCGCUCAUGGGUGGGUGCCGCCAUUAUUUAUUUAGGGUCCCCACCCGCAGGUAGGGGCAUGCGGCAGGAUUUAACCUGUGCCAGGUUCCCCCUUAUUGCACCAGUGACUGGGCAGCAAUAGUGGUUCUUAUUCUCUUACAUGAAAAUUUAUAAUAGAUCUGGUUAGUGGAGUUUUCAGGGCCUUACUACAAAUAACAAUAAAAUGCUGGUCGAUGAGGUACCUUUUCAAGAGAAAUACAUGCUUUAGUCUAGUUAGAAAGCAUAACUAAAAUGAUGGAUCUGCCUCAAUCCUGACCAAGAAGGACUAUACAUGUAUGGAAUCAUUUUAAAUAUGACUAAUAUUUUUCAGGCAACAAGAAUCAGUUCCAUAUUUUUAGGACCCAUAUGUUACUUCUAUUAGAUCUUCUUAUUAAAAAUUGACAUAUUAAUAAGUAUAUUUUUUCUUCGGUAUAGAUAAAAAGCCCAUUACUAAAAGAACUUCAAAUGAAAGGGGAGGAGCUUGAGAUACUGAGAAUGGAUCUGCAAAUGCUAGAGACAGAACGAGUACGGUUAUCGCUCAUUGAGGAGAAAUUGCUGGAUGUUUUACAACUUCUCCAACAACUACAAAGCCUGGUAGGGAAUCUUUGA